CGGCUAAGGGGGCGGGAAUGGGCGGCAGCAGGAGUGGUUGAGUUCCACGUGGAGCUAGGCGGCCUGUCCACGUGAGGGCGGGCGCCGGAGAUGAAGAUGAAGCCGAGAGCGGCCGCGGGCGGCGGUGACCGGGCAUUUGACGAUGCGGAGGGAGACCUGGAGGCAAAGGAGGAGAAUCAGGAUCUCCCCAAGAAAGGCAAACCCCAGGGAAGGAAAAGGGCUUCAGUCCCGGAUGGCGUUGUGAAACCAGUGAAACUCAGCCGGGCUGAUCUGUACAAGCCGCCCACCAAUGAGGAGCUGAACCAACUGAAGGAGACCGAGAACCUCUUCCAUUCCAGCCUUCUCCGCCUGCAGAUCGAGGAGCUGCUGAAGGAGGUGAAACUAAAGGAGAAGAAGAAGCAGAAGAUUGAUGCCUUCCUCCACGAAAUCAAUACCCUGUUGAGUGCUGUCCCGGAGACCCCGGAAACCGAUCUCGCCGACCAGUCCUGGCUCCCAAAGGACGUGAAGGUUCCGUUCCUCCAGGUGCCUGUCAGCGUGAAGGGGAAGUUCCGCUUCCUGCCGCCAGCCGCGGUGACGGUGGUGGGGAGCUACCUUCUGGGCACAUGCAUCAAGCCGGAGAUCAAUGUGGACGUGGCAGUGACGAUGCCCCGGGCAAUCCUCCAGGACAAAGACAACCUGAACCAGCGAUACCACCGGAAGAGAGCUCUGUACCUGGCCCAUAUUGCUCAGCACCUCUCCAAGGAAAAGCUCUUUGGCAGCGUGAGAUUCACGUACAUGAACAGCAACCAUCUCAAGCCGAUCCUGCUCCUAAAGCCUCAAGGUAAAGAUGAGAAGCUGGUGACAGUCCGGCUCUACGCCUGUCCCGCCCCCGGUUUCUUUAAGCCCAGCCGCUUGUACCCCAGCAAGAACAACGUCCGGACGGCCUGGUUCCUGGAGCAGGGCUCCCCCGGAGAAGGAGCCGCCGAGCCCCCCACUCCUCACUACAACAACUCCAUCCUCUGCGACACGGGGCUGGAAUCCAACCUGCUCUUCCUUGCCGGCGCUGGCGCCGACUUCCCCGGCAUGAGGGACGGAGUCGCCCUCCUCAAAGUCUGGCUGCACCAGCGGGAGCUCGACAAGCAGGGCUUGGGGUGUCUCAAUGGCUUCGUGGCCUCCAUGCUGGUUGCCUACCUGCUGGCCAAGCACAAGAUCAGCCAGGGGAUGAGCGGCUACCAGGUGCUGAGGAGCGUUCUGCAGUUCCUGGCUACCACAGACCUGAGUGCAGCUGGGAUCAGCCUGUUGAAGGACACAGAUAGCUCGCUGCCCACCCUGGCCGACUUCCACCAGGCGUUCGAAGUGGUCUUUGUGGACCCCUCGGGGUUGGUGAACCUCUGCGCUGACAUGACCGCUAGCAAGUACAAGCAGGUCCAGUUCGAAGCCAAGCGCUCGAUGGAAGUUCUGGACGACAGAACAGUGGACGGAUUCCAGCUGCUGCUCAUGACCCCCAAGCCCCCGAUCAGAACCUUCGACCAUGUCUUCCACCUGAAGCACGUCUCCAAGCUGCAGGGAGCCUGCAAGAAGAUGCAGCUGUUGAAUGAGCUGAUGGAUCGAGGCGGGAACUAUAUAGCUGCAGCCCUGCCCUUCGUCACCUCCCUGCUGGCGCGAGGGCUGGCCGAGAGGGUGCUGCUGCUGACGCACUCCCUGCCCCAGGCACCGCAGUGGCCUAUCAGCGCAGAGCCCCCGAAGCACAGGGACGCUGGACACCUGUCAUUCGGGCUCUUGCUCACCCCUGAGUUUGCCGCUAGCAUUUUGGAGAAGGGACCAGAGGCAGAUCGACCAGAGGCGGCCGAGUUCCGGAAGUUCUGGGGGGAGAAGUCCGAGCUGAGGCGGUUCCAGGACGGCGCUAUCUGCGAGGCCGUGGUGUGGGGCGCAGAAACCAUGUGCCAGAAGCGCCUCAUCCCAGAGCAGAUUGUCAAGCACCUGCUGUGGCUCCAUGCAGAUAUUCCUGAAUCCUCCAUCUGCUACUCAGGAGCCGUGCUGGAGUCUGUGAUCAGAGCUGGGCGAGAGCCCGCAGGGACUGGGGAGGAGGCCAUGGUCAGCAUCGUCCGUUCCUACGACGACUUGAGCCGCAAGCUCUGGAACCUGGAGGGGCUGCCGCUGACGGUGACGGCCGUGCAGGGGACCCACCCAGCCCUCAGAUACACGGAUGUCUUCCCUCCAACCCCCAUGAAACCGGAUUAUUCGUACCACAUGAGGAUCAAGGAUAAGGAGUCACUGCUUCCAUUGGCUCAGAAGCCCUGCCCGGCAUAUAUAGCCCCAAUGAAAGUUGUGUGCCACAUGGAAGGGAGUGGCCAGUGGCCACAGGACAAAGAAGCCAUCAAACGCGUCAAAGCCGCUUUCCACCUCCGCCUGGCCGAGCUCCUCAACCAGCAGCACCAACUCCUCUGCCGGCCUGCAGCCACUCACACAGACGUGUACAAGGAUGGCUAUGUUUUCCGCCUCCAAGUGGCCUACCACAGGGAGCCCCAGAUCCUGAAGGAGGUGGUCACUCCAGAGGGGAUGCUGAAGUACCGGGACACAGAGGAGUCUCAGCAGCUGGAACUGGAGACGCUCCACCUGCCCUACCUGACCAGCUCUCUGCACGGGCUCCAGCAGCAACACCCCGCCUUCAGCGGCGCCUCCCGGCUAGCCAAACGCUGGGUCCGCGCCCAGCUGCUGAGUGACAGCCUCUCGGAUGAGUGCGUGGAUCUGCUGGCGGCGUCUCUGUUCCUGCACCCAGCACCUUUCACCCCGCCGAGCUCCCCUCAGGUGGGCUUCCUUCGCUUCCUUCACCUGCUCACGGCCUUCGACUGGAAGAACAGCCCCCUCAUUGUUAACCUGAACGCCGACCUCAAAGAUGCAGAUUACACCGAGAUCAGGAACGAGUUUGUGGCUGCCCGGCCUCACCUCCCCGUCAUGUUCAUCGCCACCCCCAGAGACAAGCGGAGCUCAGUGUGGACCAAAGAGCGGCCUUCUGCACAGAUCCUGCAGCGCCUUCUCGUGCUGGCGCGGGAAUCGCUUCGGGCAUUGGAGGAGCAGCUCACGGACCCGCUUGGGAGCCAGGAUGUGAAGAUGGUCUUCCGCCCACCGCUGGAUUUCUAUGACAUCCUUAUCCACCUGAAUGCCAAGCAGCUCCCCAGGCACCUGGAGGGCGUGGACCGACCGGCGAAGUCGUUCAGCCGGGGAAUGCUGAAGAGCGAUGCUCCGGUCAAGACCCUCGCUUUCCCAGUGGUGGGUUAUGAUCCAGUACAGUGCUACCUCCAGGAGCUGAGGGAGGCCUUUGGAGACCUGGCCUUGUUCUUCUAUGACUCGCACGGCGGGGAGGUGAUUGGAGUUUUGUGGAAACCUUCCAGUUUCGAGCCCCAGCCUUUCAAGGCAUCCAACAUGAAAGGAAGAAUGAUGGCAUCUCUAAGCUGUGAGGAGCUAGUCACCGUUCCCAAUGUGGAAGCCAUCCUAGAAGACUUUGAGAUCCUGGGAGAAGGUCUGGUCAGAUCAGUGGAGGCACGUACAGAGAAAUGGACUAUCUAAAACCAUCAAGAGCUCUUGUUAGGCCUCCUGUACCAUAUCUGUAACCCUUUCUGUUUAUAAAGCUGUUCAGGGGAAGAAAAUUCUUGAGCAAUAUCUCAAAUCCUGUUAAUCUGGUACACAUUCAUAGAAGCAUUGCAGCCCUUGAAAAGGGAUAAUAUUUUCUAUAGACAUAGACACCCCCUCUUUAUGCCUUCUCCAAAAUCAUCUCAAGGUGAGAUGAAUUGUUCAUAAAUGUUCCUAUUUGUUCAUCAUGGUGAAUGUUUAUAUAAAAUUUCCAUGUCUCAAAUAUCUGCUGGGAUGUAAAACAGGAAGGGCAUUUCCUAGUAUAAUAAAGAGAUAUUUAUAAUAA
Messenger RNA from Chrysemys picta bellii (western painted turtle), 3895 nucleotides. Lineage: Eukaryota; Metazoa; Chordata; Testudines; Emydidae. The record is from RefSeq and is a predicted model, not a curated record.